This is a messenger RNA of Spodoptera frugiperda (fall armyworm), 770 nucleotides long. It is a transcript of the gene zetaCOP, whose product is annotated as coatomer subunit zeta-1. Gene Ontology annotation, biological process: intracellular protein transport; intra-Golgi vesicle-mediated transport; retrograde vesicle-mediated transport, Golgi to endoplasmic reticulum. Bases 135 to 686 code for a protein of 183 amino acids. Lineage: Eukaryota; Metazoa; Arthropoda; Insecta; Lepidoptera; Noctuidae. Gene Ontology annotation, cellular component: COPI vesicle coat. The record is from RefSeq and is a predicted model, not a curated record. The transcript has 6 exons.
GUAUUUACACAUCACUACACAGGCAACGUCAUACGUCAAAAUUCUUAAUUGUCAACACGAAACACGUCAACGCAUUGUAAAAUUGCGUGUUUUGUUCACAAAUAUUCGAAAAUUAAAUAUAAUUUGACAUAAAAAUGGUUCACACAACAAUGGAGGGAUCUCUUUUUGAGCCGACCCUAUACAUAGUGAAAGGCAUGUGUAUCCUGGACAACGAUGGCAACAGGAUCCUCGCCAAGUAUUAUGACAAAGACAUUAUGCCGACAGCCAAGGAGCAGAAGGCAUUUGAGAAGAAUUUGUUCAACAAGACACACAGAGCAAACGCGGAGAUCAUAAUGCUGGAAGGUCUGACCUGUGUGUACAAGAGCAAUGUGGAUCUAUUCUUCUAUGUAAUGGGCAGCUCACAUGAGAAUGAGCUAAUCCUCCAAUCAGUAUUGAACACCCUGUACGAGUCAGUCAGUAUUCUACUGAGGAGGAACGUCGAGAGGAGAGUGCUGCUGGACAACCUGGACGCUGUGAUGCUGGCCUUCGAUGAGAUCUGUGAUGGCGGAGUGAUUCUGGACACCGACCCAACAUCGAUAGUAGGACGCGCAGCACUACGGACCGAAGAUGUGCCGCUAGGCGAGCAAACCGUUGCACAGGUGUUACAAUCGGCGAAGGAGCAAUUAAAAUGGUCGCUAUUGAAAUAAAUUAUGUACCUAUAUGUAUAACUUUCAUAUAAUUAUAUGAAUUAAUUAAUAAUUAUAAUAUAAUAAUUACUAUUAUGUACUAAA